AUGGCGAUCGCCACCGACUUGGAUGCUGUGCGAGCAACGAAAGCCACUAAGCUGGUGCAGAAUCAUCUAGACAGGCAGCUCCAGACCAUCACAGCUGCCCUGGAAAAGGCAGUGGAUCCUGUUGUCACCAAGAUCAAGGCCUUGCACGAGCGGCUGAAACAGCCCGGGCAAGAGAAGAAGGCUGUCGCGGGUACCAAGGAAAUCUUGGACCUCGCGGCGCAAGCGCAGAGCCUGGCCCCCGAGGUGAAGGGCGUGGCUAAGUCACUGUUGGAACAGCUGGUGGGCCACGCGGUGUGGCUUUUGGAGGUCGAGUCCGCCUGGGCCACCAGCGCGGAAGGUUGCGAGGAGGUCCUGAGCCUGGCGACGCGCAUCGAUGAGAUGGCGACGAAGCUUACGGCAACGCUUGGGGCGACGUGGGAUCCGCCCAUCACCCCUCAAGUCGAGGGCAUCAGAGAUGACAGGGCCAAGGCAGCCUGUGCCCAGCUCCUGGCCGAAGCCGACAAGCAGCUGAAAAGCGACAACGGCGGUGGGGCCUACGAUUGCUUACAGGCGCUCUUGCCCUGGUGGCCUCUGCUCAAAAAGAGCCACUCCCUGGAGAUCGUGGGCCUUUUCAGCAAGAUGCAAACCUACGCCAGCGAGGCCUUCCUGCAAGCAACCGCCGAGGGACAGACCUCCACGGCAGAGGAGAUCCGGGGUUUUGCGGUGCAAUUCGACGAGCUGCGGGGCAAGUUUGACGGCCUGCCGCCCGUGGCUUCGGGUCGUCCUCUGGGAGAAGUUCUCGAGACCGGUGAGGCGAGAGUUCAAGCUUCAAAGGCACUGCAGACCAUCGACUCAGAGAUCGCCAAGGAGAAGGACGAUGACGACAGCACCAACUUAAGCCUUGCCACGACAAUCCAGGCUCUGGAAUCUCUGGUGGUGGCCUGGCCUACAGCCACCUCCAGCGAUGCCGGAGAGCUCCAAAAGCGCAUGCUGAGCAGCUGUGCCGCUUUGGAGGCCUGGACCUUUGAGGCCGUCACCAAGGGCCCAGUGAAGCAAGUGACGGGUCUACUGCAGUUCGCAGCGGAGUACGACGGCCGUCGCGUGAAGCUCGAGCCCGAGGCCGCUUCGGAAGCUCUGAGGCCACGCCUGGCCUCGGAGGCCGCAAAGCGAUUCCUGCAGCAAGCCGACCAGGAGCUGGCAAAGACCAGCGGGAUGAGGGCCAACCUGCUGCUGGAGAGCCUCAAAGCUGCAGCCGCCGCCAUCCCGGGCGAAAGCGGCUCACCCGAAGCCCGCACGGUGCUUCUCAGGGUCAUGGCCGCCACCCAGGACAGGCUUCUUGCAUCUUUCGCAGAUGUCCUCACUGCCGAUGGGGAGAAUGAGAAGAAGGAGGUGAUGUUGCUGAAGUUUGCAGAGUCUGCCGAUGAGGUACAGAAGGCCUGCUCUAUCGAUGGCAUGUCGCUGGUGGAGGCAAUGAAGCAGAAGCGGGUUGAGAUGACGGAAGAGCUUACAAGCAGGCUCGACGACCAACUAUCGGCAGGACUAUCCUCCGUCACUGAUCUUUGUGCACUCGCGCGGCUUUGCAAGAAACUGCCAAGUACGGAAACUCAGCACUUCCGGAGUGCGGCGGCUGUUGCAGAGAAGUUCCGGCAGGUGGCUGCAUCGCAGCCCAGUGUGGCCGAGGAAACGCUUCAAGGCAUAGAAGGCGUUUUGCAAGCUCUUCAAGACUUGGGCUGCGCGACGGACGGAUUUCGGGAUCACUUGGUCUCUCAG
Molecule: messenger RNA, 1749 nt
Organism: Symbiodinium necroappetens
Lineage: Eukaryota; Dinophyceae; Suessiales; Symbiodiniaceae
Source: the annotation of a GenBank genome assembly